AUGGUCUCGACAAAUAGCUCUAAUCAAACCCUCCAUAGCAGAGGUUCCACGGAUAUCGAAUCAUCCCAUCACAAACGCUAUAGCUCUCUUGGUAGGAAUAAUAAAAGGUCGAUUUCAAUCGAACUGGAUUCCUUUAGUAAAGGAGAGAUGGAUGUUUAUCUUUGGAUUUCAGAUUUAGAGACUGCUGUGCGGGACCAUAUUACCAGGGUGGAGGUGUCUGAACGGCAUACGGUUUUUGAGAUGAUGGCAUUGAAUUAUAUGAAUUUUGUAUUAAAGCCCGAGAUUGAUUACCUGAUGAAGAUCGAACGAACCUCACGAGGCGGCAUUCUUUUUGAGGAGGAAAAGGCGCGGGAUCAGCUACUUCAUCAAACCCCACUGGUGUGCACGAUUGCGGAAGAGAUGAGGGCGCAUCUAAAACGAUCACUUAAAAUGACGAAGCUGGAUGCGCUACGUAGAGAGAAAGAACUCAACCCUAUUACUAAUAGCACGAAUAUAGUUAGCACUCACCUCCGCACGGAUAAGAGGAACUCUGAGGCUUCUCCAGAAGACGACGCUCGCCGUAUCGUUCAGCGCUAUUUAAAGGCCAAACGCAGACAAAUUGAUGAAAAAGGGGGUGAUUCGAAUAAUGGAAAUAUCCAUUGUCCAUCGAUUCAAAUGCGCCAUUCUUUCUCGGCUUUUGUGCAAGCAAUGGGCACGGUCGAGGAUGUCCCCGACCCCAACCUACUGCUGUUCUCAGAAGGCUCCCGUCGUCUUUCCAACCCCACAGUGCCUCUUAUAAAUUCCGUGAGGGGCAUUGGACGAAAAGCGAUCGGAAUCUCGGAGCUCGUACCUUUAAUUGAUAAAGUCACAGUUGAGCACCGCGCGCUCGUUCGCUCGGAGCAAGAAGAACGUCAAAGUAUAAUGGAAAUGGCGCGUAAUGAGGCUGAGGGGGUGGUAAAAUGGGAACAUAAACGAAUGCAUCUCGAGCGGCUUUUUUUCUGGCGAGAGCAGCGCUAUCGCGCACUCGGAGAGGAUCUACGAAAUACCGUUGAAGAGAUGGUUUGUAAAUUUCGCGCGAAAUCUAUCGAUCCCGCGGUGGAAGCUCAGCUACGGCUGUGCGAAAAGGCUGAAAAUACAGCGCGAAUUGGGAUUGAUAAUGAGGAGAAAACCUUCCGCGUUCUUCUUAGCACCCGCCAUGAUAAACUAUAUCAAUUGUAUUAUCGAAAUGGACUUGUGAAGGCCUACAAAAAAGCCUGGGAGGAAACUUACUCUGAAGCGCUUCUUGGGUUCUCGGGGUUUAUCGUAGAAAAUGAAAAAAAACAUCGCAUCUGGAUUCAUGUUCGCCAUUCGAAAUGGAUUAGCUUAGUCGUAGGGCCUCGUUUGAAAAUGCUUAAAUGCUUAUAUGCAGUCUCCAUAAAUGCUUCAAAAUAUAAUGCGUUAUUGAUCUUACAACGCGCUUUUCGUCGUUCAUUGAGUGGGCAACUUCACUGGCGUUUUUCCAAUCGAAUGAUUGGGCGUGAAAUACGUAAAAAACGCGAUAUCAAACGAAUUGAGCUCGGCCGCGAGGCGAUGAAUGCCUUCCGCGCGCAGCUAAAUUCUGAACGCGCGUUAAUGGAAAAGGAAGUCGCCGAGCAGUACGCUCGUCUUAGGUAUAAAUUGCUCCUGGAAGAGCGUGAUCUUCGUGAAGCUUUGUUAAUGCAAGAGAAAAUAAAUUUUGCGUUGAUGGAGUGGGAGUAUCAUGAGGGGUUUAGAACAGAGGUUAGGAGGUGA
Phytomonas sp. Hart1 is the source of this 1749-nucleotide messenger RNA. Lineage: Eukaryota; Euglenozoa; Kinetoplastea; Trypanosomatida; Trypanosomatidae. The record is from the annotation of a GenBank genome assembly.